CCCGAGAGCGGCUUCCAGUGCCCGCAGAAACCCUGGAGAGGCCCAGAGAGCCAGCCCCCGAAGCCCGCUCCCCGCCCCCGGCCCCCUCCCCCCUCCCCCCACCCCACUCCCCACUUCCCGGGCUUCUCCGGCCCCACCCACACCCAGGCCACAGUGACCUGGGCCCUGUGGGUCCCGGCUUCCGAGGGCGGGCAGGCGCUGGGCUCCUCAGGCAUUCCUGAAGGGGUGGAGCCUGUGGGCCUUUAUAAGGGCCGCUGGCCGGCUGGGCCGGCCUCCUGGCUGGACCUGCUCGCCCUGCACAGGCCGACUGAGGGGCACGGGAGCCCGCCGGCCUCUCUCUGCCCGUGUCUGUCGGCGGAAUUCCGGCCGGGUCUCCCCGCGAUGGCUCUCCCGACACCUGGCGACGGCGCCCUCCCGGCGGAGGCCCGAGGACGAGGACGGCGAAGGAGACUCGUUUGGACCCCGAGCCAGAGGGAGGCCCUGCGAGCCUGCUUCGAGCGGAACCCGUACCCGGGCAUCGCCACCCGGGAAGAGCUGGCCCGGGCCAUCGGCAUUCCGGAGCCCAGGGUCCAGAUUUGGUUUCAGAACGAGAGAUCACGCCAGCUGAGGCAGCACCGGCGGGAAUCUCGGCCCUGGCCGGGGAAACGUGGCCCGCAGGAAGGCAGGCGAAAGCGGACCGCCGUCACCCGGUCCCAGACCGCCCUGCUCCUGCGAGCCUUCCAGCAGGAUCGCUUUCCGGGCAUCGCCACCCGGGAAGAGCUGGCCAGAGAGACGGGCCUCCCGGAGUCCCGGAUUCAGAUUUGGUUUCAGAACCGGAGGGCCAGGCACCCAGGCCAGGGUGCCGGGGCAGCGGCGCACGCAGGCGGCCUGUGCCACGCGGCCCCCGGCGGGGGUCCCCCCGCUCCCUCGCCGGUGGCCUUCGCCCACCCCGGUUCGUGGGGGACGGGGCUUCCCGCGUCCCACGUGCCCUGCGCGCCCUGGACGCUCCCACCGGGGGCUUUCGUGAGCAAGGGAGCAGGGCCCAUCGCCCUGCUGCAGCCCAGCCAGGCCGCGCAGGCAGCCGGGUUCCCCCAUGCAGCCCCGGCAGGCGCGGAUUGGGAAUUUUCCUAUGCUGCCCUGGCGUCUCCGGAAGUGGUGCUCUCCCAUCCUCAGACUCCGGUUUGAUCCAGUCUGAUUUGGUUUUAUCCGGUUUGAUCUGGUCUGAUCCUUUCCGAUCCCAUCUGUUCCAGUUUGAUGCGGUCUGGUCCGUUUUUAUGCGGUCUUGUCCGUUUGUAUCCGGCUUGAUCCGGUCUCAUCUGGUUUGAUCCGUUUCGUUGCAGUCUUAUCUUGUUUGAUCCGGUCCAAUCCGGUUUUAUCCAGUGUGAUUUUUUCCAAUCCGGUCUGAUCCGGUUAGAUGCGGUCCGAUCCGGUUUUAUCUGGCUUGGUCUGGUUUGAUGCGGUCUGAUCCGGUUUGAUGCAGUCUAAUCCGGUUUGAUGUGGUCUGAUCCGGUUUUAUGCAUUUUGAUCCGGUCUGAUCCAGUUUGAUCCGGUUU
Messenger RNA from Chlorocebus sabaeus (green monkey), 1532 nucleotides. The record is from RefSeq and is a predicted model, not a curated record. Lineage: Eukaryota; Metazoa; Chordata; Mammalia; Primates; Cercopithecidae.